UGUGUUAAAGAAAAAUUUUAUUAUGACGCAUUUUGUUAUUGUACAUUAUUUUUUAGGCAUGUAAUUUUACAAAUUUGUAAAAGUCGACGCAAUUUUAAUAAGCGGAUAUAUAAGCGUAUUUCAAUUCAAUACAUGUAAGAAAACGGUGUCAUAAUUUAUAAGUACUGAAAUUUAUUGUACAAUAAAAUUAUUGUGUCACAAUAAUAUUGUACAAUAGAAAUAUAGAUUCAUAUAACGGCUUUUGGUAUAGCGGCUCUAACUUGAAAAUGGUAUUCGGAAACGCGUGCAGUAUGCUGCCAUAUAGUACAUAAAAAAUACUAAAAUAAUUAUAUUAAAAAGAACUUUAUCCUAAUUAAAUUAUUAUAAUUAAAAUGAAAAUUGCUAUUUAUAAAGUAGAAGUCUUCAAAAUGCAUACAGUAGAAAGUCUGCUGUGCAAACUACUACUAGCUUUCUUUUACCGGCGAAGAAAUAGUCAAUAACUGUGGUAACCUUUAUUUUUUGUUUUUGUUGUCAUGUUACCUGAUUUUAUAUACUUUAAAUCCAUUUAAUAUAUCAACUUGUUCGUUAAACAUUUUAAGUUCACGGCAAAGCAUUACAAGUAAAUACAAUGGCAAACAAUUCAACAUUGAUGAACACGUCGCAGAUUACACGUCGCGGGAGUUAUCACAGUGAAGUGAUACAGUUACAGCAGCCAAAUGAUGUGGACUUUUUAAAACAUGCCUUAGGACAAAUAAAUCUUGAUGCCUCAGAGUCUAAUUUCGGCAAUAGCUUCCUAAAUGAAACACUCAGUGUAUGUGCCCUACUAGCAAGUGUUAAUUUGGAAAUGUAUAUGGAUUUGUUUGCUGAGCAUAAUAUUGAAUUAGAACAGUUCUUGGAGUUGAAAUAUCUGGAUUUGCAGUUAUUAGGAAUAGAAGAUAGUAGACACCGUAAUCUUAUUAUGGAAAUAAUUAGUGCAUUUCGAUUUGAAUAGUCCGUCGUACAUCAGUUGGUGUAUUAUAGUGAAAAAAAUAUUUAGGGCAAUGAUAAGAAUUCACAAAACGUAAAUUUGUACAUAAUACGUUUUAAAUUGUUUGUCAACUAUGUUAACUUUAAAAAACACUUAAUUUAUUUAAAUUUAGCUAAAUAAUGGAACAAGUAGCUUCCGAGAGUAAUUUAAACCGACAUUGUUUUAGCAGAAUAUUAAUAGUAAAUUUUUCAACGUAGUAUAUCUAGUUCGGUUUUAACAUGAAUUACACAUAACUUUAUUCAGUAAUUUUAAGAAAUCCGUAUAGGCCAAAAUGUUAGAAAUCAUUAUUGUUUUAGUUUUCAUUAAUUUAUUUAAAAUUUUACUGAUGUCAUUAGCAACGUGUUUUUAAGUAAUUUUUCAAACCAUCGUUAUAUACAUAGGUACAUAUGUAUCUAUUAUAUAAGUAAAAGUUAACAAUUAUCGGCUUAAGUUUGUUAGUUUUAUAAAUGUUAUACGAAAAUAAAAGAUCUCAUUAAUUUGGACUUCUGUUUUUGUGAAAAAAAAAUGUAGCUUUUUCACCAAUAGAAGCUAUCAAUUUAUUUAAUAAAGGUUAAAAUAGACAGUUCUCGAUUUCUGUUGUCAUCACGUUCCCCAACUUAUCAGCUGAUCUGAAUGCAUUUGGCAGAAAAAAAAAAUAAACGAAAACAAACGUUUAAAAACGCACGUGUGACAUUCCAAGCUUUGUAAUUUGGGCGUAUUUAAAAACAAAUAAAAUAAAAUAAACUUUUUAAAAUGAGUGCCGAACCAUUCAAUGAGUAUCAUUUGUGCAAUUUCAAUGAAAUUAUUAAAUUAGAAGAUUUGCCUACAGAAGCUUUGCGUCAGCUUUGGUCUUGUCAAUGGACAACGACGCGUUUACAAAGUAUUUUAGAUAAUUGGAGGGUUAAUAAAGCAACGGAGCCAAAUUCAGAAGCAGCGAAUACAUUACUUUGUCAAGCCGUUGAGCUGACACUCGUGUUCGUGCAAAACAAUUUUACAGGACCAUUCAAACAACUGGAAGAGUUCAGCAAUUUUCUACAAAAAAAAUCGUUGGAAGAGUACGAUUCUUUUAAGCGACUUAUGGAAAAUGGCGAAGAAAUAAACCCAAAUGUCAAACUGGGCGAGUUGUUAGUGUUAGCAAAAGAAAUUUUAGAUUUAUUGCGCCAGUUUUGGCCGAAUUCAUUGUAUCUGCAUUGGUGGCAUAUGCGUUUAAUUUACAUACAGCAGAGUGUAAUCGAUGAACUCACCGGCAAUUUAUAUGAACAGCUUAAAUUAGUAGCUGAAAGUUUAUUGAAAAAUGUUGACAAACUGCAGAACAAGGAACUGCAAGCCUUACUUUACUUAGAGUUGGGAAAUUGUUAUUUACUUUUUCAUCGUUCACAAAAAGCAGACGAUGUGCUUGAACAGUUAUGCCAACGUUUUGAUAUAGUGUUAAAUGUGGAAGGAUUACUUGGUGUGCGCACGAAGUUUCAGCAGAAACCGUUGCCACAACUCUGUUUGAAAGUGCAACAUACCAACAGGGAUUUGACAUCGGCGGAGGCCACCCACGGCAAAACGAAUAUACCAAAGUUACUGCUUUUAGAUGACGAUACAAGGCUCGAGCGUAUACGUUUUAUUGAACCGAAAGAUAACGAAGUCAUGACACUGCCUAGCGUAUUGCAGGCUUUGGUGUUAGCAAAAGUUAAACAGCUCAAACGUUCGCAGCCAAAAGAUCGACUUGCCGACGAAGAACUAGAGCCAUAUAUAAAAACGCUUUUAUAUCAGGAACAUGGACCACUCCAAGUACGCCAAUCCGCCUUACUGUUUAAUUGUGUGCAAGAGUCGAACCAGCGGCGCACAGUGGAGCGUAGUUGGAAGCAGUGUGAAGGUGCCGUUAAAUUACUUGACGGACCCAUAUUUACAUUACCAGAGCGACUCUCCUACGCAUUUGCUGGGUUCCUACAACCCAAAUGGCAAGUACAAAUGCAGCUAUGCCAGUUAUUGUUGUCAUUGGGUAUGACUAAAACGGCAUUAGAUAUUUAUCUGCAAAUACAAGCAUGGGCCGAAGUUAUACAAUGCUAUACCAAGUUGGAACUGCGACAUAAGGCCGCCGAAAUAAUAAGACAAGAAUUGGAAAAGAAACCCACUGUGUUGUUGCAUUGCCUGCUCGGCGAUGCCAUUGAUGAUCACAACUGUUACGCUACAGCGUGGGAGUUCUCCAAACAUACCAGCGGCAGAGCACAAGCACACUGGGGCACAUAUUAUUUCCGUAAAGCAGAAUAUGCUGAGGCCAUACCACAUUUAGAAAAGUCCGUAGAGAUAAAUUCCUUACAAGAAAAAAUAUGGCUACGCUUGGGCUUCGCUGCCAUACAACUGGAGCGUUGGGAGCUCGCCGUUCACGCGUAUAUAACAUAUACACAUAUCGAGCCAUUGGGUUUUGAAUCGUGGAAUAACCUAGCAAAAGCGCUAGUAAAAUUGGGCGAUAAAAUUCGCGCACACAAAGUUUUAAGCGAAUCGCUGAAAUGUAAUUACAACAACUGGAAGGUUUGGGAAAACUUUAUGAUUGUCUCCGUGGAUACGUGUAAUUUAGAAGACGCCCUGAAUGCCUAUAAUCGUCUCAGUGAGUUGAAGGAUCGCUAUCUAGACUUGGAAGUGCUAUGCGUUACAAUCGGUGCCAUUGUGGAAGGCAAACCUGACGCCAAAGGUCAAACGCAGGAGCGUUUGCGUAAGAAAGCUAUCACUUUAAUGGCACAACAAUGCAUUAAGCAUGGCAACGAACCGAAAGUAUGGGAAUUGGCAGCACUACUUGCCCCCACAUCGCUGAACAGGGCACAAAAGUUGGUUAAAGCUGUGAAUGCGUACACUACCAAGGAGCUGGAGUGGGCGUCGAAGCAACCGUAUGCGCUCAAAGUGAUACAAGUGUGUCAGCAAGCAUGCGAAUUGUCAUUGGAAGCAACCAAGGAGCAUGCGCCAGAAGAAACUGACGUAAUGAUUACAUCGCAACUGAAUUCUGCGCGUCUUGCAGCACAGGCAGUGCUACGUGCCACGGCGAAAGUUAAUGAGAAGUGGCCGGAAAAUGAGGAAACUUUAACGGUAUUGAAAGCGCAACUCGAGUCGCUGACGACGACGGUUAAGGAGCGCAUGAAUACAAGCUGAUAAUAUCUUAGUUUAAUCUUGUUUUUAAGUAUAGCACAAACGCAAACUAUUGUAAUAUUUUAUAAUAAAGAAAAAUUCUAUUCUAAA
Molecule: messenger RNA, 4204 nt
Organism: Bactrocera oleae (olive fruit fly)
Lineage: Eukaryota; Metazoa; Arthropoda; Insecta; Diptera; Tephritidae
Product: tetratricopeptide repeat protein 27
Molecular function (GO): protein binding
Source: RefSeq, a predicted model, not a curated record